This is a messenger RNA of Oncorhynchus gorbuscha (pink salmon), 3586 nucleotides long. RefSeq names its product gastrula zinc finger protein XlCGF57.1-like. The record is from RefSeq and is a predicted model, not a curated record. Gene Ontology annotation, cellular component: nucleus. NCBI's taxonomy places the organism in Eukaryota, Metazoa, Chordata, Actinopteri, Salmoniformes, Salmonidae. Gene Ontology annotation, biological process: central nervous system development; regulation of transcription by RNA polymerase II. The transcript is spliced from 5 exons. Gene Ontology annotation, molecular function: RNA polymerase II cis-regulatory region sequence-specific DNA binding; DNA-binding transcription factor activity, RNA polymerase II-specific. The coding region runs from base 1003 to 2709 and encodes 568 amino acids.
GUGAACGGUAGCUGACAGUGUCGGCUAGAGACUACCUGUGGGAGCUUCCUGCGGGAAUUUGUAGUCUUGCUGAGGAUGAGUUUUAGUACUGUCGAAUUCCUUGCCUUUAUAGUCAUUGUGAUCAAUUGCACUGCACUGAUGGGAGUGGAAAUCACAUAAAAUAGAUGUGGUAGUUGCAGAUACAUAUUUGGGUGUGAGAGAUUUUAGUGCAGAUUUUAGUGCAUUUUAGUGGUUCCAUCCUCAAAGGCAGACGGCCUGGUGUAGGAUCGUUUAGGGCCAAAGUAGUGGGAUGGGGUGGUGAGUUUUGGGGGAUAGUGUGUAUAGGUGCAGGAUUAAAUGGUGCAAUUUAAGAUUUUCCCAUUCUCCUUUUCCCAGUUUUUUUUGUGACCUAAAUGUGAAAUCCGUACCAACCUGCGAUAGGCAGCAAUACGCAAGAAUGUCUUGUCUGCCAAAAAUGUACACACAGAAGGUGUCUCCAAAUAUGUUUAUGUCAACCAAGAUAGACCACAUCUUGUUGUUUCCAAUGGGAGUCAUAGUGGGCAGAGCCAAGCACGCGCUAGUGAUAUCCUAUUGGCGUGUUCUAGCAAACCUGAAUAUUUCCUUUAGGCAACGCCUAGUCGGUGAAGCGCUUGUGCGCAUUAACUCAAUUUGCCUUUGGAUUCCUAAGCAAACGUUGUCCACUCUGUUCAUAACAGAAUGUAGUUUGAGGAACAGAAAACUGUAUUGAGAUAACAUGUUUAAUGAAUGAGAAAAUAUGCCGAAUUUCGGCCAAAACCCAUAUCGUUCCAUCUUCUCCCGCUCUCUGUCAGUGGGCUUUCCUCUCACUACCAUAUUUAUACAUCCAAUGAAAUAUAUGUCGCAUUGUCCUGUCUGUGAUGUCGCAUUUGCUCUGUUGCAGUGGUGGAACAGGAAGUUCCGGGAAGGCGCCAGAAUUGUGUGGUGAAGACGAUAUAUUUAGUGUCCGUUUCACAUGUAUUACAGGUCAAGUCUGAGGGUCCAGAGAUGGCAUCAGUGAAGCUGGAAGACUGCAGUCAAACACUGGAGCUGAAUGUCAACAUUAAAGAUGAAGAAGAAGAGGAGACGAUUGGGAAAUCUGUUUAUGAUGGUCGACUCAGGUCAAGUCUGAGGCCUGUAACAUCACCAGUGAGGACAAUCCCAGCCUGCCUCUCUCCUUCCAAACUGAGUCCAAAUCUACAGUCACUGGGUCCUGAUUGUGACAGUGGAGCCCAGUUUGCACUGCAGGAUCCAGAGAUGGCAUCAGUGAAGCUGGAAGACUGCAGUCAAACACUGGAGCUGAAUGUCAACAUUAAAGAUGAAGAAGAGGAGGAGAAGAUUGGGGAAUCUGUUUAUGAUGGAGACCAUGUUGAGACAUUCUCUACAUCCAGAGAGCAACAGCAGGAAGGUCACAGAGCUAAGAGGUCUCACCACUGCCCACAUUGUGAGGAGAUUUUCCCAAUUCUAUCAAAGCUAAAAAUACACCUAAAAAUGCAAAGAGGAGAGAAUCUGUAUUCCUGCACUGACUGUGAGAAGAGCUUCACAACAUCAAGGGCUCUGACAGUCCAUCAGAGAGAGCACACUGGAGAAAGGUCUUACUCCUGCACUGACUGUGGGAAAUGCUUCAAUAGAUCAUCUAAAUUAACCAUUCAUCAGAGAGUGCACACAGGAGAGAAGCCUUACUCCUGCUCCGAUUGUGGAUCGAGUUUCUCCCAAUAUGGCCACUUAAAAUCACACCAACGUAUACACACCGGAGAGAAGCCAUACUUCUGCGCUGACUGUGGGAAUAGCUUCACAACAUCGAGGGCUCUGACAAUUCAUCAGAGAGUGCACACUGGAGAGAAGCCUUAUUUCUGCGCUGACUGUGGGAAGAGUUUCUCCCGAUUGGACACCUUAAAAAAUCACCAAUUAAUACAUCAAGGACAGAAGCCGUACUCCUGCUCUGACUGUGGGAAAUGCUUCAUUAAAUCAGCUAAAUUAACCAUUCAUCAGAGAGUGCACACUGGAGAGAAGCCUUACACCUGCUCUGACUGUGGAGAGAGUUUCUCCCGAUUGGAUGCCUUAAAAAGUCACCAACUAAUACAUAAAGGACAGAAACCUUACGUCUGCUCUGACUGUGGGAAGAGUUUCUCUCAACUGGGAAACUUAAAAACCCACCAACGUAUACACUCAGGAGAGAAGCCAUUCUCCUGUUCUGACUGUGGGAAGGGAUUCUCAGUAUCGGGCAACCUAAAAACCCACCAACGUAUACAUAAAGGAGAGAAGCCAUUCUCCUGCACUGAUUGUGGGAAGAGUUUCUCCAUGUCAGGCAACUUAAAAACCCACCUACGUAUCCAUAAAGGAGAGAAGCCUUACUCCUGUUCUGACUGUGGGAAAUGCUUCAAAACAUCAGCAGAGGUAAAUGUUCAUUGGAGAACACACACAGGAGAGAAGCCUUACCACUGUGACUGUGGGAAAAGUUUCUCCAGGUUGAAUACCUUAAAAACCCACCAACGUAUACACACAGGCGAAAAGCCAUUCUCCUGCUCUGUCUGUGGGAAGAGUUUCUCUGUAUCAUGCAACCUAAAAACCCACCAACGUAUACACACAGGAGUGAAGCCUUACUCCUGCUCUGACUGUGGGAAGAGUUUCUCCAUAUCGGGCAACCUAAAAACCCACCAUUGUAUACAUAAAGGAGAGAAGCCUUACUCCUGCUCUGCUCGUGGUAAAUGCUGAGGUAAACGUUCAUUGCAGAACACACAGGAGAGAAGCCUUACCACUGUGACUGUGGACAAGAGUUUCUCCAGAUUGUUUACCUUAAAAACACACCAACAUAAAGGAGAGAAGCAUCAUCAGUUCUCUCAGACCAGCGGAGAGUAAAGUCACUCCAUCACUUAAUUCUCAUCUCAUAAAGGAAGUUAAUUUGAUCAAAAGAGGAAAGCAUAGCACACUGUUGUUUCUCACUGUGCAGUGGAAGAGGAGCGUUUUCUACAACGUUAGCCUCUACUUUACUGAUCGGUGGGUUUUGUUAGCUUCUACUGUAGAGAUAUUGAGAUCACCAUGGAUUUGCCCUUAGGGUUGAAUACCCUCUGAGGUGUCUCUCAUUGAAACAAUAAAGUCUGAGGGUUGACUGGCUGGUACUGCUUUCAUCUAAACUUUUCUGUGGUAAUGAGCUGGUAGACAACAUAUAUCAGAUAGAGAUGGUGUGAUGAUCAGUUCUCUGUGGUAAUGAGCUGUUAGACACAACAUGUAUCAGAUAGAGAUGGUGUGAUGAUCAGUUUUCUGUGGGAAUGAGUUAGUAGAUACAACAUGUAUCAGAUAGAGAUCAUCAGUUUUCACCAUAAAUUUGGCUGGAUUAUUUGUUGCUACUAAACGACUACAUGUUUAAUGAUACACAGGCUACUAAACGACAUGUUUAAUGAUACACAGGCUAUGAAACGACAUGUUUAAUGAUACACAGGCUACUAAACAACAUGUUUAAUGAUACAUAGGCUACUAAACGACAUGUUUAAUGAUACACAGGCUACUAAAUGACAACAUGUUUAAUGAUACACAGGCUACUAAAUGACAUGUUUAAUGAUACACAGGCUACUAAACGACUACAUGUUUAAUG